Molecule: messenger RNA, 1625 nt
Organism: Eriocheir sinensis (Chinese mitten crab)
Lineage: Eukaryota; Metazoa; Arthropoda; Malacostraca; Decapoda; Varunidae
Product: vitelline membrane outer layer protein 1 homolog
Exons: 6
Coding region: 119-850 (243 amino acids)
Source: RefSeq, a predicted model, not a curated record
CAGCAGCAGCCAAUCAGCAGGCAAGCUUAAUGCGUGCCUACCCCCCUCACCCCCCCUUCGGUAUAUAAAGCAGCGAGCGCGUGGCCCAGUGUCUGCCUGACGCGACACACGCACCACCAUGAGGCACUACGCAGCGCUCCUCCUCGCCGUCCUGGGAGCGGGAUGCUGGCAGGAAGCAGCGAGCCAGAGUUACGACGAGGCAAUCUAUGUUGAGAACGGCAUGCCGUGGAGGGGACAGUAUGGAUACAUCGACUAUUGCCAGCCAGACUCCGUGCGCAAUCAUACUUUCGCCUAUGCUCUCGAAUUCAAGUAUGACGACCUGGACGACCUGGACUUCAUCGGCGGCGACUCGGUGAAGCUGUACUGCCGCGACGAUGCAGGCGACACCACCGGCUACAUCACCAGCCUCCAGGGGACGCACGGAGAGUGGCAAGGUAUCCGCUCUUGCCCGGAAAACGAAUACUUCAUUGGUUUCCGCCUGAGAGUCUACCCGGAACAAGGCACUUUUGGCGACGACUUUGCCGUGGACAACAUUCAGCUCGCCUGCUCGGACGGGACAGUCGUGGAUGGACUGGACGGCGUGACCCCUCCCCCGCCCUACCUUGGCAACCCGAGAGAUGAGGAGGACGAUACGGCAGUGCAUAGGGCAUGGGUGAAGAUGAUUGGACACCGGCUAGAGGCGGUGAGCCUGCACGCAGGUCCUGACGCGAGGCUCAACGGAAACUGGGGGGCGUGGGCGUACUGCUCCCAGGGGCUGUACGUGAUGGCGAUACGGACCGUGGUGGACGAGGGGAGCGUAGGGGACGACGCGGGUCUCACCGAUGUCAUCCUCUACUGCUCUAGCCCGUGACCCUCAAGCCAGUCUUCCUAAAAGCAUCGGCGCCUCAGUUCACCUCUUCGAAAUGCCUCUCGUGGAAGAUGCUACGAUUUUCAAGGACUGUUUUGUGACCCCAGUGAUAGUUUUGCACGAUUUCCGCACACCACGAUCGAGAAAAUCACCCAAAUCCGGCUAAUCUUCUCUGUGGCCUUGUAAAGCGGUCAUAAUUGGACCCCGAUGGGUUUUCUUAUAUGAACUUUAGCCUCAGCCUCCUCCCACACCCUACUGGUUCUCAAGGUGCCUGACACUCGAAUUAUCAAACGUUCAGGACUUGUUGCUCUUGUUCGCUAACGUUCUUCAAGGCCGAGAUGAGCUCCGUCGGGUUGUCAUGAGUGCUUUCCCGUUCACAGCGCGGAGCCCCUGCCAAACUACCGCCAGGCUCAGGACACCACCUAUGGAAACCCCGACAACUUCCGCGAGCGCCUUUUGAAACAGAUGGACUAAGGCUUCGAAGAGUUUGACACUAUGGACCAAGACCUCCAGCUUCUGUUUCCUACUACAUUGGUGGUGUUUAAGACCGCCAAGCAAUCCUUGCACAUCUAAACCUGCUUCUGUGUUUCUCUCGUUCCCUGGUCCCCGAAAUCCAAUAGGUGUUUCGGUACUACAAAACUUUGGGAUUGAAAGUUUACAUUAUCAUUGUUUCCUAUAAGCACUGCGGCAAAGUAAUAUUCGAUACAACAAAUACAGUGCACACAAUGUAUUUCUGAUGUGUAUAUUACAAUGUUCAAAUACACCACUAAACAAUGGA